CGACACAAGAGAGCAGCUAGGUGGUGCUGUAUCGCACACGAUCUGUGGAGUAAGGAACCAGCAUUUGCGUCGCGAUGACCCAAACUUCUCUGUUCUGCCUCGUUUUCGCGACAACGCGCGUGGUGGCGGCACUACAAACAGAGCAGGAUGGCUCCACCUCGCACAAGACGCUGCGCAACGGCGUGGUGAUGCCGACGAUCGCUGCCGGAACGGGCGGGUACGAUAAUCAGAAUCAGCAGGGCAAGGUGCUCCGCAACGGUCUCGUCAUGCCGACCAUGUCCGCGGGCACAUGGCAGUACGACGACGGCGAAGCCGAAGCCAGCGUGCAAGCGGCGCUAACUUCAGGGUUUCGGCACAUCGAUACGGCAUAUGAUUACGGCAACCAGGCGGGCGUGAGCAAGGGCCUCGCCGCGGGCGCGGCUGCCGCGAAGCUCGCCCGAAAGGACAUAUUCAUAACUACGAAAGUGCCUGGCUGCGGAAUUAAUGGAGUCGACCCAAAGGACUGCGAGGGCUCCACGUUGUCGUACCUGCAAAAGGACUACGCGCUGCUCAACAGCAGCUACGACUUGCAGGGCCACGUCGACUUAGUACUGCUCCAUUUCCCCCCGUGUCUGGUCGGCAAGGACGGCAUGGCCCUGUGCAACGCGAACAAGAAGAUCUCCUGCACGGAAUGCGACGCCAUCAAGGCGCAGUGGUCCGCGGCCGUGAAGGCGUACGAGAAGGGCCUGUUUAGUGCUAUCGGCGUCUCCAACUACUGCACGCAGUGCCUGCAGUGCCUCAAGGACUUUAAAACGCAGCCGAUGGUCAACCAGUUCCAGCUUCACGUAGGGAUGGGUCCCGACCCUCAGGGCUUCCUCGCGAUGAACGCGGCGCGCGGCAUCGUCUCGCAGGCCUACUCGCCGAUUGGGUCCGGCGGCCACGGCUCGUCGGACAUAUUAUCUGGACCGCUCACGACGAAGAUCGCCAAGGCCCACAAUAAGAGUACGGCGCAAGUCGCUCUCAAGUACCUCGUGCAGCUCAACGCGGCCGUUGUGACGAAGUCGUCUUCUCCAGAACAUCUCAAGCAGGACGUCGAGCUCUUCGACUGGUCGCUGACGCGCCGCGACAUGAAGGAGCUCGCCGCGGCGACGUUCGCGUCCGACGACACGCCGUCCUUCGAGUGCGACAACCCCUCCUCGGCCGCGGCCAUGGCGUAGUGGAGAGGUCCGGUGUGCGUGUAAGUAUCCUUCGUGUC
Pelagomonas calceolata is the source of this 1234-nucleotide messenger RNA. NCBI's taxonomy places the organism in Eukaryota, Pelagophyceae, Pelagomonadales, Pelagomonadaceae. The record is from the annotation of a GenBank genome assembly.